Molecule: messenger RNA, 435 nt
Organism: Protomyces lactucae-debilis
Lineage: Eukaryota; Fungi; Ascomycota; Taphrinomycetes; Taphrinales; Protomycetaceae
Exons: 1
Coding region: 1-435 (144 amino acids)
Source: RefSeq, a predicted model, not a curated record
AUGCUUGCCGAACUGGAGUUUGCGUUGCAGGUAGGCGACGAACAGUCUGAGGCCACCCAAAAGCUCGAUCGCAUUCGUCAAGGCACCAAGGCAGUAACUCAGCAUAUUGCUGACUUCAAUUUGAUCAUUGUUCCUCUAAAGAUGAAUGAGGAGUCGAAGAUCUUGUCCUUACGCCAUUCAAUCAACGAGGACAUCAAGGACGUUCUCGCCCGAUCUUUAGAUUCGACCAAGUCGAAUUUCACCCUUUUCUGUCGCCAGGUGAUUGCCGCCGACAAUCGUCUCUUGGAACGAGCGUACGAGUACUCGGUGAAGCACUACACUCUGACCGGCAGACGCACUGUGCGCCCCUACGCCAGCACGCCCCCUUCUAUUCCGCCCCGCUUCACAGCCAGCGCUCCUCCCACGACAAUGUGUCUUUUCUACUUCCAGCUCUAG